Messenger RNA from Salvia miltiorrhiza (redroot sage), 4551 nucleotides. RefSeq lists its product as uncharacterized. The transcript is spliced from 4 exons. The coding region runs from base 2134 to 3198 and encodes 354 amino acids. NCBI's taxonomy places the organism in Eukaryota, Viridiplantae, Streptophyta, Magnoliopsida, Lamiales, Lamiaceae. Gene Ontology annotation, molecular function: zinc ion binding; nucleic acid binding. The record is from RefSeq and is a predicted model, not a curated record.
UUUCUUUGCUUUUUCUCAACUGAAAAUGCUUUAUGGCCAUGGAUUUUUACACAUAUGUGUGCUAAAUUAUGUGAGGAUAUGUUUUAUGAUUUUGGAUGAUUAUUUUGGUAGAGUUUAUUGGGUGAAAAACCGUGCAUGAGGUAAGGCAGCGAAUCUGCCAUAAGCACACUGCUCCGACAGUGUUUUGCAAGGCGAUUCCAGCCAUCCAAACGGUUCCCAAAAAUUCCCAAAUUAAUUGUGUAUUAUCUUUCAUAUGUUUUCUAUACUUUGGUAAAAUCUCAGAAGGUUUGAAGCUCUUAUGAUUUAUUUAUGAAUUUGUAAACAUCACUGCCCAUCUGGAAUACAUUUUUGGUAAACAAUCUUUGGGAGGCCAUAAGUAAAGUUUCAAUCGGUGAAAACCUUUGAAACUUGAAUAUGUCACUCUAGACUUCCGUAUCUUUCUUUUGAAAUCGGCCUCACCAUUUUUGAGUAAGGGAAACAACCGGUAUAAAUUCUUGAAAUCUAGUUCUUAUUCCUUGUACCAUCCAGUAGAUUUUACAAACCUACGACUUUGAGGUGGCAAAUACCGACUUAAAUCUUUGAUUCUCAAGCCUAUCUUUCUACUGAAUAUUCACUGACAUGUUGGGAACUUACUUGUUCAGUUUUAGAAUUUUUGGUGAAGCCUAAAGUGGUUUUUCCGAUUUAUGUUCUGAAUCUGCCAAACUUGAACUCUUUUUGUGCAUUGAACUUUAGAUAGUCAUAUCUUCUAAACCAUGAAUGUUCUUAGAGUAAAUCCAACUGGAGAGUGUUAUGAUCUCUCCCUAGUUUCCAGAUUGACCCUUGGGGUUCCCAGUGGAGUUUUGUAAAGGGAGAUAUGAAUUUUUAAAGAAAGCCCACUGACUUGGUUGUAAUCUGGAAAUCUGAAAUUUUCAGAUUUUUGCUUGUUAAAUACCCAUCUUUGAGAGGGCAUAUCUUGCUCGUUUGAAUUGUUUUUCAUUCGAUUCAAAUUGAAGAAUGAUCCUUGAAAUGUCUAGUUUCCAGAAUGUCUUUUGGAGCCUCAUUUGGAGAUCCGAGGCAGAUUUGGUGUCUGUUGCAAAAUAACCCCUUAAGAGCUCAAGUUGUUGAAUUAUUUUCUAUGUAUCAAAGUUUAUUUUAAAGGAUGUUUCAUGAAAGAUUUAGUAUAUGUGCGUAACAAGUUUGGGAAUAUUUAUUUUAAAUGAGGUCCGUUCUUUAUUUAAAUUAUGAUGGACUUUUAAUGAAUAUUUUUGGGAUUAAACUCUUAUUUCUGGAUUUAUAUAAAUUAUUUUUUUUAAGGACUUAUAAAUAUGAAUUUCGUAGGCCUACUGACCUACUGUGAUCGACGGUUUGUCGAUGUCUAAUAGCUUUGAAAACUUUAUAGCAAGUCCCUACAUGAGUCUUGAGUACCCUGGUAAAAUUUCAAGCCAUUCCAACUUCGUUUGAUACUUCUUUAAAAUGCGAAACCUAAACUGCACAUAACUACCGAGAAUUUUAGAGAACAGAUGAAAGAGUCAUUUAUUUCAGUAGCUUCCUGUGUGAUCUAGCUUUCCAAAUUUUUAUGGUAUUAACCUUAUUGUGUUAGCUAGAUAUCCACCAAAGUUGAGCCCAGUUUGACAACGUUUACUAUUUUUCAAAAAUCCAAGUUUUCGAUUGUUCAAAACUGCCGAACAUGGUAGAUCGUGGUAAAAACGUCAUAUCUCUCAAACCACUUGGAGUUUUCGACUCUACUUUUUUUUAUAUGAAACUAGAUUCGAAGAUCUUUCUUUCGGUAUGAGUCUCGAGUCCAGGAGAUGUCGGAGUCAGAACAGAUUAAAUUUUGAAGUUGAGUCAGUGUAAAAACAGAGCAUGUUUUGAUGAUGUUUGAUUGUGAUUCUUAUGUGCCUUAUGUGUUUGUGUUGCCUAUGUGUUUGAAUGAGAUUAGACGAGGUAUGAUUGAUUUUUGACUGUCUUUAAUGUAACGAAUUAUGGAUGCUAGAACCCUAAAACACUAAAAGAUACCCUAGGCACGUAGAAUUAGACUUUGUCUUAUGACAAUUACUUCACGAACUUAUCGACUCUUCAUCAAUGAAGGUCCGGGCGACAGAAAGUGAAGCCGAAGAAGAAACGACUCCACGCCAGCUUUAAGAACAAUUGAGAAUGCCGCCUAAGAGAGGACGCCCUGCGAAAAACAAUAACAAUCGCAGAAACCGUAACGCUGUACCCGAAGAACCACAAGAUGCUCGAGGACAUAACCCAUCCCCUCCGCCUCCGACUAGGAGAGUCGAAGAACUCUUUUUAAGGCAAAAUCCACCUACGUUUGACGGAACGAGUGAACCGGCUGAAGCUGAGAUUUGGGUGCGUGCAAUGGAACGCAUUUUCAACUUUCUACGUUGUACUGAUGAGGAGCGCCUAUCUUGCGUCUCUUUCCAACUAACAGGAUCAGCUGACUUCUGGUGGGAAGCACGUCGAAAAAUUCUGACACCUGAACAAUGGGCAAGUUAUACUUGGGAAGAUUUUAAGACGGGAUUAUAUGAUAAAUAUAUUCCGAAAAGCUAUAGGAAGAAGAAAGAAGCUGAGUUCUACGAGUUGAAGCAAGGAAAUAAAUCUGUGGUUGAAUACGACAAGGAAUUCUGCAACCUGUCGAGGUUUGCUCCACAACAAGUGGACACAGAUGAGAAGAUGGCAGAAAAAUUUUGUGCCGGUCUACGGUACGAAAUUAAGAUGGCUCUAGCAAGCCACGGAGGACUCUCAUACACGGAGUCUCUGAACAGGGCACUUGACAUUGAAGCUGCAAUGCCGUCAGACAAGUCUGCCCCACCAUUGAUCUCAAUGCCAAAUGAUCCACCAGUAGCCUCACAUACUCUCAAAGGGAAGCGCAAGUGGGACAACAACGAAGACAAUAUCAAUCAGACUAGUAAGAAAGUGUGGCAAGAAAAGGAACGGGCCGAACAAUUUAUUCAACCAAGGUACGAGGCACGAACUAACCUCGAGUCAACUGGGGGUAGCCAAAGUCAGAGAGGAAUUUCACCUUGCCCAAAUUGUGGUAAGAUGCAUAGGGGUAUCUGUCGAGCUGGAACUAACGGUUGUUACAAUUGUGGCCAAAAAGGUCACUACUCCACGCAAUGCCCCAACAGACAACGAGGUUCAGUAAUUGGGAACACCCGCACCCCCUUGCCAGCAAUACGUGGACACUUGCGAAAUCAGUCUCAAUCACAUCAGUGAAAAUCUUAUGGAGACACCGCAGACAAGAGAAGCUACGCGGGAACUUGAAGACAAGAUGAAGGAAAAAUACCCCGAACUGUUUUAGCAGAGAUAUGCAAAUUUCGGGACGAAAUUUUUGUUAAGAGGGGUAGUAUGUAGUAGCCCGCUCUUUUAAUUAUGAGUAAAACUAGUAAAUGCAAUUUUUAUAAAUGAAUCCAGUUUAUGGUCCUGAUUUUUUUUAUCAGAAACGGAGUUAUUAUUUUAGCUUUAUACUUUUAUAACGUAUGAGAAAAACGCGACGAGGAUUAUUGAGCCAUUCAAUAAUUUAUUAUCCAGUUUAAUAACUGACUUAGCAAAGUCAAGUUAUUAAUAGAAAUAUUAUUUCUAUUAUUUACUUGGAAGUCGUGAUCUAAUUCCGAAUCAUAAGAACGAGUUAAAUUAGAUAUUUAAUUCGUAGAGAGUUAUAACGAAGCGUCGUUAUUUAGUAGAACCCAAUAUUAGUUUUACAAAUACUUGAUUAAUUAAUAUUAAUCAAGCUAGAUGAUUUUUUUUAUUAGUAACCUCAAUUCUAUUUACUUUACCAUCAUCAUUAUUCUUUCCACUCCCUAAUGUCUCCUACACUAUCAACAUACCAUAGCAUAAUUUAGACCUCAAGCAUGAAGCAUGUAUAUACGUUGACCACAUGAGUAACAUCAUAAGCCUCUUUCAUACAUAGCAUAAUCAAUCAAGAAGACAACCAAAUCAAUUAGCAAAAGCAAAAGCUCUUCAAUCACCAACUCCACUCCACCAACUCCACUCCACCAAUACACUCCCACACCCACCUACUCCCUCCACUUAAGUCAUUUGGCUGAAACAUAUCCUCACACAACCUUUAGCCCCACUAAGAAGAGUAAAAGCCUCACUUCCCCUCCAUAUUCCCUCCAUUUUCGUCCCUCCUCCUUUCCUCCACUCUCACAACUUUUCUCCCACCAUUAUCACACUCCAUAGAAGCCCUUGAUGCCCCAAGAGAAGUAGCAAAGCAAGGGAGAGCGUGGAAAAACUAGGGCGUAAAGUUAGAGUGAAGGUUGUGCUUCGAGGGUCCGGGCGACAGAAAGUGAAGCCGAAGAAGAAACGACUCCACGCCAGCUUUAAGAACAAUUGAGGUUGAGUUGUGAUGGGCGAUGAAGUGUUGCUGAGUGGAGUUUUUGUUGAACUUAAAGUAGGCUCAGAAAUGAUACAUGUCUUCAUACAUGUAUCUCAGUUAUGCAUUCCGCUGUAAACACUGAUUAUUUCAGUUACACCUUCCGUUGCAAACUCUGAUAAUGUUUUAGCCAAGCCCCUAACGAUGCCUUUUUCCUUUUAAGGAAUAUAACGCGUAUACAAGUUCUUUGAGUA